This is a messenger RNA of Durio zibethinus, 1207 nucleotides long. NCBI's taxonomy places the organism in Eukaryota, Viridiplantae, Streptophyta, Magnoliopsida, Malvales, Malvaceae. The record is from RefSeq and is a predicted model, not a curated record.
AUGAAGAUCAAUUUGAAAUUAGUGUGGCCUCAUAAAUCAUCGGCGACGUUCGCAUCGUUGCUAGCAUAUAUCGACACUCGGAUUGAUUUAGACAACAACAUUAAACCUGGUGACAACAAAUAUAAAGCGUCCCUGGCUAUGAUGGCUGCGAAAAUAUCGUACGAGAAUGAAGCCUUCAUUAAAACCAAAGUCAUAGAACAUUGGAAGAUGAAAUUCUUGAAGUUUUAUAAUUUCUGGAACGAUUACGAAGAACGUUUUUCAACUCAAGCCUUCAUGCUCCAAGACACACGGGUUAACCCAAACUUGAUUGUCGUUGCAUUUAGAGGCACCAGCCCAUUUGAUGCCAAUGACUGGCGGACCGACGUUGAUCUUUCCUGGUAUGUGCUUAAAGAAAUCGGUAAAGCGAAGACCCAUAUUGGUUUUAUGAAAGCUCUAGGCCUGCAAAAAUACCAGGGUUGGCCCAAGGAGAUUCAACUAGGGAAUCACCAACAUCAAUUUGCUUACUACACUCUCAGAGAAAAGCUGAGAGUUGUUUUGCAAGAGAAUCUAGAAGCCAAGUUCAUCUUGACAGGGCAUAGCUUAGGUGGGGCAUUAGCAAUUCUGUUUGUUGCUGUGCUAAUUUUACAUGACGAGGAAUGGUUGUUGGAGAAAUUGGAAGGGGUUUACACAUUUGGGCAGCCAAGGGUUGGGGACGAGAAGUUUGGGGAUUAUAUGAAGGAGAAGAUGAGAAAAUUUGAUGUGAAAUAUUUCAGGUGCGUUUACAGCAGUGACUUGGUGCCUAGGGUUCCCUAUGAUGACAAAAACCUAUUUUUCAAGCAUUUUGGACCAUGCCUCUAUUUCAAUAGCUUCUACAAAGGGAAGGUUUUGCCGGAGGAACCAAAUAGGAAUUACUUCUCUUUGCUAUGGUUGUUGCCAUACCACAUUAAUGCAAUUUGGGAGCUUAUUAGGGGUUUCAUCAUCCCUUACGUGCAGGGUAAAGACUACAAGGAAGAUUGGGUUUUGAGAAUGUGGAGGAUAAUUGGAUUAGUAGUACCAGGAUUAUCAGCUCAUUCCCCUCAAGAUUAUGUCAACUCUACCCGAUUGGGAUCCUUGCCCUCCGAUCUUCAGCUUCCAGAUCGGACACAUGAACACAAACUUUAAAAGAGAUUGACAAAGAUGAUUCAAUUCCAUCAAUAUGUACGCAGAAAUCAGAAUUGAUAGGUGAAAA